Messenger RNA from Mya arenaria, 3710 nucleotides. Its product is annotated as E3 ubiquitin-protein ligase SMURF2-like. Gene Ontology annotation, biological process: negative regulation of BMP signaling pathway; ubiquitin-dependent protein catabolic process. The record is from RefSeq and is a predicted model, not a curated record. The coding region runs from base 110 to 2533 and encodes 807 amino acids. Gene Ontology annotation, molecular function: ubiquitin protein ligase activity; protein binding. The transcript has 18 exons. NCBI's taxonomy places the organism in Eukaryota, Metazoa, Mollusca, Bivalvia, Myida, Myidae.
GUCAAUUUACAUAGAUUGAACUGUUGUAACUUAUGAACUGUUUUUGUAUCUUAAAAAUGUUUCCAAAAGUAAUUAAAAAAAUAAAGGCUACGUUUUAAGAUGAAACGGAAUGGCAAGUAACGGUUCACGGAGACAUGGAUCAUCCACGAUGAAGAUACGUCUGACAGUGUUCUGUGCCAAAAAUCUAGCCAAGAGGGACUUUUUCCGUCUACCAGACCCAUUUGCAAAGAUCAGCGUUGAUGGCUCGGGUCAGUGCCACUCCACAGAGGUGUGUAAGAACACCCUCGACCCAAAAUGGAACCAGCAUUAUGACCUGUACAUUGGUCAGACAGACUCAGUAACAAUCAGUAUAUGGAACCACAAGAAGAUUCACAAGAAGCAGGGAGCAGGAUUCCUCGGCUGUGUACGCAUCAUGUCCAAUGCCAUCACACAGCUCAAGGACACUGGAUUCCAGCGUCUUGACCUGCAGCGGAACAAUGCAGAUGACCCCGAGCCCGUGCGGGGUCAGAUUGUGAUAAGUCUCAUCUCCCGGGACCGUGGAAACUCGGGUGCAGGUCCCACCGUCACUAACUCCACACAUAUCAGCAACAACAGCAGCAGCAGCAGAAGCAGCACUCCUGUGAUCACCCCGCCAGAUGAUCUACCAGAGGGGUGGGAGGAGCGUAGAACGGCGAGCGGAAGAGUCCAUUAUGUGAACCAUGUCACACGCACAACGCAAUGGGAGCCUCCCACCAGGUCAGGUACUGAGGCUCCUGCACGUGCUCCGUCCACCACAUCCCCAUCCUCCAGCUCCAGCAGCGGGGAACGGCGCUCAUCCUCCGCCACACGCCAGUCUGGGGCCAGUCACCGGCAUCGAGACCGUGCCAACACCGCAACUCACCGACACAGCACAUCCUCACUCAACCCACCUCGCCCCAACACAGCCCGAAACCCAGCCACACGUGGCAAUGGUACGCAGAGCAACAGUGAGGACAACAGUCAGUCAGAGGGAGAGUUCCCACGGCGACGAUCCACGCGGCGACGCAACUAUCUCAACAGAAACCAGCUACACAAUGCAGUUGACUUACCCCAGGGAUAUGAACAACGAACUACUCAACAGGGCCAGGUGUACUUUUUACACACACAGACAGGUGUCUCCACGUGGCACGACCCGCGUGUGCCCAGAGACAUAAACGACAUAGAACUGUUGGACCGAGAGUUAGGUCCCCUGCCCCCGGGCUGGGAGGCGCGGCACACAGGGAAUGGGCGUGUGUACUUUGUGGACCACAACAAUCGCACGACACAGUUCACCGACCCUCGGCUCACGUCCAAUAUUGACCUGCUGCAGACUAGGGUGAAAAACAAUAAUGACAAGGAGAAUGACAAUCCCGUGCCAAAAUACAAGCGUGACCUCGUGCACAAGUUGAAAAUCCUCAAACAGGAGUUCACGAGUUUACAACCGCAGGGUGGACACUGUCGCAUGGAGGUCUCCAGGGAAGAGAUAUUUGAGGAGUCGUAUCGUCAAGUAAUGAAGAUGCGAGCAAAGGAUCUCCGCAAGCGUCUCAUGGUCAAGUUCAAGGGUGAAGAGGGGCUUGAUUAUGGUGGUGUUGCUAGGGAAUGGUUUUGUCUGUUGUCUCAUGAGAUGUUAAACCCAUAUUAUGGACUCUUCCAAUAUGCAAGGGAUGACAUCUAUACACUACAGAUCAACCCUGACUCCGGAGUCAACCCAGAGCAUCUGUCCUAUUUCCAUUUUGUUGGUCGGAUUCUGGGUAUGGCUAUAUUCCAUGGGCACUACCUUGAUGGUGGGUUUACCUUGCCGCUGUACAAGCAGCUGCUCGGCAAGCCCGUGGCUCUUGAGGACCUGGAGAGUGUUGACCCUGACCUGCAUCGCAGCCUCGUUUGGAUGCUGGACAACAAUAUAGAGCGUGUACUUGACCACACUUUCUGCGUGGAGAGCCACUCGUUCGGCCAGCAUAUGGAGCACGAGCUCAAACCUGGGGGCAGCGAUAUCAAGGUCACCGAGGACAACAAACGGGAAUAUGUCAAACUGUAUGUUCAGUGGGUGUUCAUGCGAGGUAUCGAGGCUCAGUUCCUCGCCCUUCAGAAGGGGUUCCACGAGAUCAUUCCACAACACCUUCUACGACCCUUUGAUGAACGGGAACUAGAGCUAAUGAUUGGUGGACUGGGUAAGAUAGACUUGGGAGACUGGAAGCUACACACUCGACUUAAACACUGCACAGCUGACCAUAACAUUGUCAAGUGGUUCUGGCAAGUAGCGGACAGUUACGACAAUGAGAUGCGGGCCCGACUCCUGCAGUUUGUCACUGGUAGCUCCCGGGUGCCUCUCCAGGGAUUCAAGGCUUUACAAGGAUCUACAGGGGCAGCGGGUCCCAGGCUGUUCACCAUCCAUCUUGUGGACACCAACACAGACAACCUGCCCAAGGCACAUACAUGUUUUAAUCGGAUAGACAUACCUCCCUAUGAAAGUUAUGAAAAACUUUACUCCAAAAUGACCUGUGCUGUAGAAGAAACUUGUGGGUUUGCAGUAGAAUGAUGGGACAUUAUAGUGCAUUAUUGGAUAAAACAGUCGAUGGAACACCAAGUGCAUUAUGGGUUGGAAAUUAUAGUGCAUUAUGGGUUAAAACCAGUGGAUGGAACACCGAAGUGCAUUAUGGGUUGGAAAUUACAGUGCAUUAUGGGUUUGAAAUUAUAGUGCAUUAUGGGUUAAAACCAGUGAAUUGUCAAACGUGAGUCUUGGCAAAACUGGACGUAGUCAAUAAGUUGCUAAGACAGUUUAGUGCAAACUCAACCCUUGCCAAAUGUAUUUGGUACACAGAUGUAUCGAAAGUGUUCCAUCAAUCAAAAUCAUCACAGAGAAAGAAUGAGCAUCCCACGAGUUCAACAUGUCAGGGUGCUGGGUAGGCUGAACAAAACAUCUGACAAAGCUUGAGAACAACACUUGAGCAUUUUCAUUGAAAACUGUUAUACUCAUGCAAAGAAAGGUUGUGAUAACACCCUCCAUAAUAUCAUGAGGACAAGUUUCUUAAGUUUUAAUUAUACAAAAAGAUGUGAAGACUUUCCUGUACAGAAGAAAAUACAGUGCAAUUUAUGUAAAUGUAAUUCCACUAUUUAUGGUAGAUGUAGAGUACCAAAACGAAACUAUUGCGAUUUCAGUUAAUGAAUGUAGAGUUAUCCAUUUUAAACAUGAAAUUGUAUUUUCAUUUAUAAGAAGGCAUUAAUAUUUUAUUUGUAAUGUUACAUAAGAACAUGAUGUUAAUUGAUGUACACUUGUGUGCUAACUUGGCAGUGCUACAUAAAACAAGACAUUAUAGCACUUGUAUUCUCAAAACCCUUCUGGUACCUAUCUUGUGCAAAUGUUACUCUGAAGAACCAUUUCAUGAACUUUGAAUAUAAAAUUUGAAAUUAGACUAAUGGUAUAAUAUCUGUUGUGAUUACAUAAUCAUGUAAUUUCAUAGAAUAUAUUUUUGUAAAGUUUCAUGUAUGAAGUGCACUUACCACAUUCACUCAGUUAUAUUCUGUCUUUCAGUUGUAAGACUUCAUGGGCUUUAAUAUACCCUUGUACAUGUUUCAUUGACUUCAAUGUACACUUGUACAUGUAUCUUGGACUUCAAUGUACACUUGUACAUGUAUCACAUGGACUUCAAUAUACGCUUGUCCAUGAAUAAUGGACUUAAAUGUACGCUUGUACAUGUAUCAUGGGCUUCAAUGUA